Messenger RNA from Periconia digitata, 1875 nucleotides. The record is from the annotation of a GenBank genome assembly. NCBI's taxonomy places the organism in Eukaryota, Fungi, Ascomycota, Dothideomycetes, Pleosporales, Periconiaceae.
UUUCCUGUGCUGUUCACCGUUUUCCAAUCCCACGUUAUUACCCUUACCUCUUGGUCUUCCUCUCCAUGCACUGUGCGGUUGAGAAUGCUGCGAACGGUUCUCGCUCGCUCAUGGCGCUCCCCUCGGCUAUUACGUAGCUCGAGGGGCAUUCUGACCCAAGCUUGUUGUACGGGACCUUCCACGCCCUCGCUACUUGAACAAACGGUGCCGCAACAUUUUGCAGGUAUUGUGAGCAAUCAUGGGGAUCGUGACGCUGUGAUAUCGCACCAUCAAAACACGGUGCUUACGUAUAGCGAUCUCGACCGUGACUCCAAUGCAGUCGCCAGAGGUCUCAUCAAUCUGGGAGUUCGAAAGGGUGACAGGGUUGCCGUCAGCUUGGGGAACAACGUGGAAUACGCUACCGCAACAUAUGCACUAUUCAAGUUAGGUGCUAUACUGGUUCCGUUGAAUCCCGCCUUCAAUGCACCGCAGGUCCUCAGCGCUCUCAAUCACCUUGAAGCUUCACAUCUCCUCAUUGGCGCAGAAACGAACAUUCCAUACAAACCCCCCCGCUCAAAUCUUCCCCUAUUGGAAUCUCUUAUGCCCAACCUCCGGGGGAACUCAUUGCAGUCUGAGCUUGUUCCAAGUUUGCGGGCGGUCGCGAUUGUAGACAACUCACACGGACGCGUAGAUCUCGCAGAAUACAAGAGCCUGAGUCGGUAUGAAAACAUAUUGGAAGAUGGAGGCAGUGGCAAAGCUUUAGAGGGAAUCAACCUUCAUCCUGACGAAGUAGUCAACAUUCAAUUCACAAGUGGGACGACGAGUAUGCCAAAGGCAGCCUGCUUAAGCCAUAAAAGCAUCUUGAAUAACGGUAAAAGUAUCGGAGAUAGAAUGUUGCUCACGGAAGAGGAUCGAGUUUGCUGUCCCCCACCGCUAUUUCACUGCUUCGGAUGCAUCCUAGGCUACAUGGCGACAGCAACCCAUGGAUCUGCGAUUGUGUUUCCUUCCGAAGCCUUCAAUCCACUGCAUACUCUCCAAGCUGUUCGCGAGCACAAAUGCACCGCUCUUUACGGCGUACCCACCAUGUUCGUGGCUGAACUCGAACUGCUGUCCAACGGCACUGUCCCUUACGACGGGUUUCAGUACCUGCGUACUGGUAUCGCAGCAGGGUCAUCCAUCCCCGCUGAAUUGAUGCGGAAAUUGCACAAGACACUGAAUCUCACAGAAUUGACAAUAUGCUACGGCAUGACAGAGACCAGUCCUGUAUCGGCAAUGACUACGACGGAUGACCCAAUGGAUAAGCGCAUCGACAGCGUGGGACGCCUACUCCCCAACGUGAGCGCCAAAGUCGUGGAUCCCGUUGAUCGAUCGCGGAUCCUGAAGCCCGGGGAGAGGGGUGAGCUCGCUGUAUCCGGCUACUUGGUGAUGAAAGGGUACUGGAACGAUGUCGCGCGCACCUCUGAAGUGCUUGUCCCUGACGAUGACGGCGUGAUGUGGAUGCACACUGGCGACGAGGCGACCAUGGACGCAGAUGGCUACGUCAAAAUCACGGGGCGGAUCAAGGAUCUUAUUAUUCGAGGCGGUGAGAACAUCCAUCCCUUGGAAGUGGAAAACUGUCUGUUCGCGCACGACAAGAUCAAGGAAGUCAGCGUGGUAGGGCUCCCCGACGAACGUUAUGGCGAGUGCGUCGCAGCGUUUGUGGUGCCGCAUCAGGUUAAAAAACCGACGGCCACCGAGGUUCGAAGCUGGGUAAAGGAGAAACUAAGUCAUCAUCUCGUCCCAAAAUAUGUGUUCUGGGUGGAUACGUAUCCCAAGACGGCGAGCGGCAAGAUCCAGAAGUUCAAGCUGAAGGAGAAGGGGAUACAGCUUGUGGGCGAAGGCAAGGGCCUUGAAUGA